This is a messenger RNA of Aricia agestis (brown argus), 1786 nucleotides long. Its product is annotated as P2R1A-PPP2R2A-interacting phosphatase regulator 1. NCBI's taxonomy places the organism in Eukaryota, Metazoa, Arthropoda, Insecta, Lepidoptera, Lycaenidae. Gene Ontology annotation, molecular function: protein serine/threonine phosphatase inhibitor activity. Bases 241 to 945 code for a protein of 234 amino acids. The transcript is spliced from 4 exons. The record is from RefSeq and is a predicted model, not a curated record.
CCAGCAACAUUGCUAAAGCUUUGCCAGUAGAGUAUUAUAAUUUUCUAGCAAUAUUCUUCUAUUAUCUGCAUAAAAUCAAGAUAUUGUAGAUGUUACUCAGUUAAUUUGUAUAUAUUAGUUGUAUUCAAAGUGCACUUGCAGUGUUAUAUAAACAGUUUCAAUAGUGCGCUAGUUGCUUCGGCAAACCCUAUGCAUAUAGCUACACGAUACGUCAGUUAAUUGAAUGUUGGCUCUAAGAUAAUGGAUGUGGACUCUCCUAACAUAUUGAAAAGGUGCAGUAGUGCACCUCUAAUCAAUGAGGUUACGUCCACAACAGCGACUUCGCCCACAACCAGUACGGCUCCGAGAAGCACGUCGUUCUUCAACAUGUUCUCCAAUAGCAGUCUGCCGCGCACGCGCAGUAACAGUAUAAGUUGCAGUCCCCUCUCCGCUGCUGUCAAUAUUUCUAGCAUAACCGGGCGGCGGCUGACGCCGGUGAGAGUGAACCAGCUGAGGUUAGAAGAGAGCGCUGACGUCACCAACACGCGAGAGGUGGCGCACGAGCGGGAAAUACACACCACCAUGCAGAUUGGACAGUCCUACGAGGACCUCACGCUCAUCAGCGGCCUGAACUCACCCACUAGGGUAGCAAGGUUUUCCCCAGUGGUGUCUCCAUCGCCGACGCGAAAGUACACGACACGGCGUAGUCUAUCGCCGAACCCACUGCGGGCGUGCUCGUUCAGUCCCGUGAGCCGGCCCACCGUGCUGCCCGGCAAGCGGCGCUGCGACGACCCCGACGUGCCCAUGUCCAAGCGGCUGUGCACCGGCCGCCUCACGCCCUCCACCCCUGGCACGCCCGACUCCGACUCCCUCGAGUGCACCUUCAGGCCCGUCUCGCCCCGCCCCCAACCCAUGAACGAGACGACGAUAGAACCGGAAGAGAAUCACAAGUCGAGCCCCAGCUAGUAGUGUGUGUGCAAUAAGACUAAGUGAGAUUUGGGCGAAAUUGGUGAACUACGAGUAUUGUUAGUUUAUUUAGUCACUAAAGUUGAUGAAUAUUGAAUAUCAUAGUAAUGAGGUUACUAUACUCAGAGUAUGUGUAGCCGAUAGAUUUAGCGUGUAUCGAAAAUGACGUAAAAUAAUCGAACAUAAUCAAAUUAAUGGAUUGUUAGUAUCAAUUCUCUAAGGUUACGAAAUAUAUUCGUAUUUAAGCUUUUAGGCUGAAAAGUUAGGGCAAUGAAUAUCAAAUUUUAAUAAGUAGUUACUAAAUAAACUAAUGAUAUCGAUGAGGUUAGUGAUUGAACUCAUAGCCUAUGACGUUUAGUUCCUAGUAGCGAAGAACUCGUAAACUUAGUAUAGGAAUAAUAUACGCCCGUUUAUAGCCAAAGCAUCCAAAACUUUAAUGUAAAUAUUGUGUUAGUUACGUUCUAUAAUGAACAUAUUUUGUAUAUAUAGAGUCGUAGUUUGUAUGAAUAGCCAUUAUUUUAUGUAAGCUCAUGAUUAGGAGACUGUAGUCUCAUUCAUCCCGCCUUUACUAGCGUAGCAUUAGCCUUGUUAUGCUAAUUAUUCAUUUAAGUAUUUUACAGUCUUCAUAAUUUCUAUAUCAUAUUAUUAUCUCAGAAAAAUCUACCGCAAAAGUUGCUUCCCGCCUGUAUCGGAAGUGUUAUUCUGAAUUGAUUCUGAAUGAGUGUUAUAAAAUCCACGGAAUUUUCUACUGUGGAUUAUUAUUAUCCGUGGAUUAUACCUUCUAUUUUAGAAUAUUAUGAUUAUAUUCUAAAAUAGAAGGUAUGUGUAAUAUAGCGCUGAA